Messenger RNA from Apodemus sylvaticus (European woodmouse), 1505 nucleotides. It is a transcript of the gene Xrcc4, whose product is annotated as X-ray repair cross complementing 4. The record is from RefSeq and is a predicted model, not a curated record. Lineage: Eukaryota; Metazoa; Chordata; Mammalia; Rodentia; Muridae. Gene Ontology annotation, cellular component: DNA ligase IV complex; DNA-dependent protein kinase-DNA ligase 4 complex; nucleus. Gene Ontology annotation, biological process: immunoglobulin V(D)J recombination; response to X-ray; double-strand break repair via nonhomologous end joining. The coding region runs from base 91 to 1071 and encodes 326 amino acids. The transcript has 8 exons. Gene Ontology annotation, molecular function: DNA binding.
GAUUUUCUUAUUGGGCUUGUAGUCGCUGGGUGUCCACAUUUUUUUUUUUUUUAGAAGACCGGAAGUGGAGUCACUGAGAGGUAGCCAGAAAUGGAACGGAAAGUAAGCAGAAUCUGCCUUGCUUCUGAUCCCAAUGUAACUUACUUUCUGCAAGUGUCUUGGGAGAGAACGUUCGUAUCCGGUUUUGUUAUUACCCUUACCGAUGGCCAUUCAGCCUGGACUGCAACAGUUUCUGAAUCAGAGAUUUCCCAAGAAGCUGAUGACAUGGCUAUGGAGAAAGGAAAAUACGCUGAUGAGCUGAGAAAGGCACUGGUGCCAGGGUCGGGAGCAGCUGGUCCAUACAAGUUCAUCUUCUCUAAGGAGUCUCGACAUUUCUCCCUUGAGAAAGAACUGAAAGAUGUGUCAUUCAGACUUGGUUCCUUCAACUUAGACAAUGUUUCAAACUCAGCUGAAGUCAUUAGAGAACUCAUUUGUUACUGCCUGGACACUAUUGCCGAAAAACAAGCCAAAAACGAGCACCUGCAGAAGGAAAAUGAAAGGCUCGUUAGGGACUGGAAUGAUGUUCAAGGCCGAUUUGAGAAAUGUGUAAGUGCCAAAGAAGCCUUGGAAGCUGAUUUGUAUCACAGAUUUAUCUUGGUGCUGAAUGAGAAGAAAACAAAGAUCCGAAGCUUGCAUAAGUUGUUAAAUGAAGUCCAGCAGCUGGAGGAGAGAACCAAACCUGACAGGCAAACUCCAUGUUCUGAAAAAACAACUGACGAGGAUGGACUUUAUGACGGAAGCACUGAUGAAGAAAGCGGAGCCCCUGAGCAGGCUGCAGAAACCCUUCAUAAGGAUGAUUCCAUAUUUUCAAGUCCAGAUGUCACUGACAUUGCACCAAGUAGGAAGAGGAGACACCAAAUGCAGAAGAAUCUUGGGACAGAACCUAAAAUUGCUCCACAGGAGUUGCCGCUACAGGAGAAGGAAAGGCUUGCCUCGUCACUGCCUCAGACCUUGAAAGAGGAGAGCGCCUCUGCUGAAAACCUGUCUUUAGAAACCCUGAGAAACAGCAGCCCAGAAGAACUCUUUGAUUAGCUAUAACUCUAGAAAGCAACACUAGUGUUCAAGUAAACUAUAUUCUUUAUCCAAUUUCUUUGCAUGAGAAGACAGGCUUUCAACUUAGCAGCCGUGGUUACUGUGUGCAACGUCAGUCUAUGUACCCAAUGAAUUACCCUAGUAUGUGACCAGCAGAUUGGGUGACAGAGGGACACUUUCUUUUUCUAUUGUUUGUUAAAUCUGAGUUUGUUGCAAAGGGGACAUUUAUCAUAUUUGUCUGCACAUUAUUGUAGCUUUCUAAUGACUCUUGGAAGAUUUUGGAAAUAUAGCAAAAAAAAAAUCUUUAAUUCUUUUUAAAUUGCACUUUAAAUUCCUUUUGUUUGAACAUUUUAAUUUGUGAUGUGAUGUAUAUAAAAUACAUCUUUACCUUAUGUGUAAACAAUCUGAAAAUCUGAUAGUUAAUAAAAGUUUGU